GGCACUUGUUGCGUUCCAAACCGUCUGUGAGCUGAUGGUGGAGGAUUAUCAUUGAAUAAAACUUGAACCAUUAUUAUUUAUCCCUUCUCUGGAAAUUUGCCUAACUCAAAAAUAAUUACUGUUUUGCUUUAACGUUUAGCGAUAGUUCAGUUAAUCCCAUCUCUAAAAAAAUAAACCGUACACGCGCUUAAAGUUAUCCUUGGCUGAAUUUCACGCUCUCGCACGACACGUAACUCUAUCUAACGACAUUUUCCUUUUGUGUUGAAGUAAAGAUAUUCUUUGUGUAUCUUGCACUAUUUUUCAGUUGUCUUUCUGAGCAGGUUUUACAUUUCCAUAAGAGUCCCGCCUCUGUGUUUAUAGCGCGCUCUCGGACAGACGAGCGCACAAAGUGAAGCAGACUUCGCGGAGGACUCCACCUGUUUCAAAGGGCUACUGUGGCCAUGAACACCCUCCCUGAAAAAGGAUGACAUCUAAAUGUCAGUCUUCAGAUGUCCUCCAACAAAACCUGACCGCUGGAACCAUGAUGUGGGACUCGAACCUCUCCAAAUCUUCACAGGACAGCACGGGCAAGAGCGCCAGCUGUGGCACCGUGUCCGUGUUUUUCCCCAUCACUAUGAUGGUCACUGGAAUGGUCGGAAACACUCUCGCGAUGCUGCUGGUUUAUAGCGCAUACAGAAAAAAGGAAAAUAAAAGGAAGCAAUCGUUUCUCCUUUGCAUCGGCUCGUUGGCGUUAACUGAUCUUUUUGGCCAACUGCUCACAAGUCCGAUUGUCAUUUCGGUGUACAGAGCAGAACUGAAAUGGAAACGCGUGGACCCUUCGGGGAAUCUCUGCGCUUUCUUUGGGGUGUGCAUGACCACUUUUGGCUUGUGUCCUCUCUUUUUAGCCAGUGCCAUGGCCAUUGAGAGGACUUUGGCCAUUACUGCUCCUCAUUGGUACUCACACUACAUGAAAACCAACGUGACCAAGCAGGUUCUGGUCUUCAUCUGGUGCCUGGUUUUGCUAUUUGCCUUAUUGCCCAUUGCUGGGGUUGGAAAGUACACACUGCAGUGGCCAGGGACUUGGUGCUUCAUAAGUACAGGUGACAAGAACGUAACGGGAAAUACGUUUUUUGCCACGACAUUUGCAGCAUUGGGCAUAUUUUCCUUGCUGGUCACGUUGUCGUGUAAUGUUGUGACCAUCCGUGCUUUGGUUACACGUUGCAAAACGAAGGCAACCUCGACCCAGUCAUCCAAGCAAUGGGAGAGGUUAACAACAGAGACUGUUAUUCAGCUGAUGGGCAUUAUGUGUGUGCUGUUGACAUGCUGGUCACCUCUACUGAUCCUUAUGUUGAAGAUGAUCUCUACCCACACAUCCUCGCAUCAAUGCAAUUCUGCUGCUGUAUCUCUCUCACCCCAGGACUUACAGAUGGACUGUAACUUCUUUCUCACAGCCAUACGUCUGGCCUCGCUUAAUCAGAUUCUAGAUCCAUGGGUUUACCUGCUUCUAAGAGAGAUACUCCUGAGGAAGUUCUGCCAGGUGGCCAGCGCAGUAUCCAAGUGCUCACUGAACGCGCAGAAGGAAACGCAGUGUCCUCUAGGCGCCCUGGAUAAAAAGGCCAUUCAGAAUGAUAAUGUUCACAAACAGUCCCUAACCAUGGAGAACACUAACUUGAAUGGGGGAAAUGAGGACCAGUGACUUGAUAGUGGUAUAAAAACUGAACAAUUUUCCAAUGACCCACUGUUAGAAUAAUAAUGAACUGGACAUUUUCCAGAUGUAUUUGUGGAUUAUUGUAUUGAUAUAGGGUGAUGUCAGCAUGUUACCAUGCACACGUGUCACUCAUGUCGCUGUCACAGUCAACACAUUGAAAGAGAUUUUAUUCAUGGUUACUCAACAACCUUAAAAAUGAAACAAAAUGGCAAGACCUUGAAAUAAUUACAUUUGCAGGGUUCCCCACUGUCAUGGAAACAUUUGAAAGUUUCAUGCAUGUUACAAAUGGAAAUGAAUUGUUGUGUGGGAAUCCUGCAUGUACAACAGCAAUAUUAGCAAAUUAGAUUUGGAUAAACAAAAGCAAAAUAAUAAACUGAUGUUUUCCAGCUCCCAUGGAGAAUGAUUAUUUUAAACUAUAGCAAAAUCCUUUUAUUCACCUGCCAACUGCAAGAAGAAAUUGAAGGAAUAUUUCUUAGACUAAUUUAUGGUCUGUUAUUUGACAUUUCAGAGCAGUUUAUUGUACAGCAAAGCACUGAAUGGUCUCAAAUACAUUUCUCUAACUCAUCCUCAUGGCUCAAUUUAAAAUCUCUUGUAAACCCUAAACUUCUGUAGAUGUAUUGUGUGCAUUUCUCAAUGCCAAGUCUGCAGAGCCCAUUUUGAUGCUGAUAACCGUAACCGUGGGCGCAUUUAAUUGAAUUCCAUGCUUGAGUUUUUCAGUUGGAUUCCUGAGUAAAUGUAAAAGUGCAAACUAAUUCAGUAGUUUGGUGAGAUACUUUCUGACCUUGGAACUGUCCACUCGGAGUGUUCAUUUUAAUAGCCAAAUUUCGACACACCGAGUGCCUCAAGGUUCUGUAUCUUUUUAUGUGCAAUAUUUUUGAUCAUAUCAAUUGCCAUCAUAAACCAAAAGACUUUAAAAUUCAAAUAGAAGGCCAUUUCAACAGAGAAAUUGCUUUUUUUAUACCAGUUGUUGUCAGGAGGCCAUUAAAGCUUGUUCUGUUUUUAUCUUGCAUCCUUUUAGUAGUAAAUUAUGUAACAUUUGAGGUAGUUUGACUUGAGAAAUAUUUAAUGAGUGGUAUGACUGGUGACAGCGUGCAGUAAUUUUUGUUUGUUGAAUUUUAAUUGAACAUACAUAAAUUAUUGGCAAGGAUGAAUGAAAUAGUUCUUCUAAUUGGGCCCUUGAGUUGUACAUCUGUAAUUAUGCAUCUACCGUGUGUGACUGAACAUCAUCUUAGCAUAUUAUAUGUUUGCACGGUGCAGUUAUUGCUAUAGAGAAGACCCAUGGAUCAUCAAUUAUGCUAAACAGCAGGUUAUAUUCAUGGCACUCUGCAAAUACAUUUGUAAUUUAUUAUACAAUAUUAAAAGGAAAAGGCAAAUUGUAUUUAAAGAAUAAUUAUGAUCAGUAAUUUGUUAAAGGAAAAUAUUUUCAAAAUCUUUUUGUUUCAAACCAGCUUAAAUCCCCAUGACACUGGAAAUGUUUGUGCCAAUGAUUUUACACCCUGCCGAUUAAAAGAAAACGAGCAAGGAAGAUACAACACCAGUGUCUGGGAAAAAAGGGAGAGACAAUGUAAUGUAUUUUCCUAGAGGUCAGAGCUCUAUCAAAUCAGUCGAUGUGAAAAGGUGCCAUUACUAGUAAAUACAUUUGGAAGAUUGCAUAAGGGAGUAAGAGAUUGCUAGUUUUAUGUUUCCAACAAAAAAGAGGGUUUGCAAAUUCAAAUAAUAACCUCAGAGAAACAUCAGAGAAAACUGUGAUUUCUGAUCGCUCUGGAAAUUGUGUGGUAUUUGCAAAAGUGUAUAGUUGUCAGUGGGAACCGGAAUACUUUUGUAAAUGGAUUUAACAUUUGACAUAUGCUCUCAGUCAGUGAUUACGGAGUAAAAUGAAUGAUUCUGACAUGGGACUUAAUUUAUAGUGAAAUGAACGUGGCUCAGGCUGCACCGUCAGAUGCCUAGUUGUGCUCAACUUGCUGUUGUCUGCUUGGGUAGCUGCUGAAUAGGGCAAUGGAAAAUAGGAUGAUUGCAUAAUAUUUCAUUGUCAAAUUAAAAGUUCCAGUGUAUCCAUGACUACAAAAGCAGGUCUCCUGUCAGCUCAUUGUCAAAGCAUUUGAGCUGAUAAUGAACAUCUGACUUAUGGCCAUUCAGUGCUUUCAGUGUAUGAAUUAUGUGACAUUAUUAUUUACUCCACAGCGGCUCAAAGUCUACAAUAAAACUGUUCAGAGCAUUGUAUUAAUGUUGCCAAAGGCAUCUCAUCUGAGUUUCUUUCAUAUAGAAAGGUAUAUUCAUUAUAUUACUCUCAUCAUUUACUUGCCGUUAGAAAACCAUUUGGCUUUAUUUUUGAAGGAGAGCUUUCAAGGUUAAAGUGAAAGCAGCAUAAAUAAAAAAUAAAUAAAAUAAAAACAUCUGUUCAUCGCACAAAGCUAAUGUAUGUCUUCAGAGGAAAUAUAAUUAAUGAAAUUAUAGUCCCUUUUGAAGCUCCAGUCACUCUUCUUUGUAAUGUCAUGAAAAAAAAUGAAAAAAAAACAUCUAUUCAUACGUUUUCAACUGCUGCUGCUGUGUAGAGAUGGGAAAAAUGUACCCAUAAAUGUACCACAGGGAAAAGAAACUCAUAUGAGUUUGGAAUUGAUUCUUUCAUGUUAAUGCAAAGACUUUCAUAAUUUUUUUUUUUUUUUUUGUGUGUGUGUGUGCAAAGUGUCAGUACUUCUUUUGGCCAUUCUAAGUGGAACUACAGAACACCAGUGAUUUAUCUGUAAUCAUAAUCAUAAUUUAUAAUAUAUGUACAGGCAAUAAGAGUUGCCACAUAGUGUUUGCAUAUGAAGCCACCAGCAAAUCAUUUUAGAUCAUAACCCACCUGUGAAUGUCCUAAUGCCAGAUGCCAAAUCACGGAUGCUAUGAAGUGUGGCAAGUCUGCAUUACAAACAGCAGGUUUUCAUGAAUGUAUUUCAAGUUUUACAUUUAUUUAUGAUGUAAGACCAUGUGUUCAGCUCUGAGACUCCAUUCACAGCCAGAGCUGUCAUUAAGCUUGUAUCAACAGAUGGUCAUGGCGCUGCUUGUGUGUUUUUGAUAAGAAAUGUUUGCAUAUGCUUGCAACUGUUUGACGUGUCUACUAACUGCUCUGGUGUGCUUUCCUUGUAAUGGUGCUCAUUAUUCAAUCAUUAUUUGAUUCUGUGCUGCUUAUGUUUUCCAUUCACCGGGAUGGACUAUCUUUCAUGCCAUUAUCAUAAUUAAAUUAUGAAAAUAAUAAUGGAAAAGAA
Cyprinus carpio (common carp) is the source of this 4932-nucleotide messenger RNA. Its product is annotated as prostaglandin E2 receptor EP3 subtype. The record is from RefSeq and is a predicted model, not a curated record. Gene Ontology annotation, molecular function: prostaglandin E receptor activity. Gene Ontology annotation, cellular component: plasma membrane. Gene Ontology annotation, biological process: intestine smooth muscle contraction; adenylate cyclase-activating G protein-coupled receptor signaling pathway; positive regulation of cytosolic calcium ion concentration. NCBI's taxonomy places the organism in Eukaryota, Metazoa, Chordata, Actinopteri, Cypriniformes, Cyprinidae.